This is a messenger RNA of Malurus melanocephalus (red-backed fairy wren), 1787 nucleotides long. It is a transcript of the gene MIS12, whose product is annotated as MIS12 kinetochore complex component. The transcript has a single exon. The record is from RefSeq and is a predicted model, not a curated record. Gene Ontology annotation, biological process: kinetochore assembly; mitotic sister chromatid segregation; mitotic cell cycle. Lineage: Eukaryota; Metazoa; Chordata; Aves; Passeriformes; Maluridae. Bases 168 to 800 code for a protein of 210 amino acids. Gene Ontology annotation, cellular component: nucleus; chromosome, centromeric region.
GGGGUGCCCUGAGGCGGCGCUGGAGCGAGGCGGGAAAGCAGCGGCAGUGGCGCCGUUGGGCCCGAGAGCCGAGCGGGGGGAGCGGCCCCGCCGCCUCAGGUAACGCCGCGGAGCCCUGUGAGACCGGCUUCUCCUCACGGCCCGGCCGCCCCGACCUCCCCUCCACCAUGUCGGUGAAUCCCAUGAUCUACGAGACGCAGUUCUUCGGGUUCACCCCUCAGACGUGCCUGCUGCGCGUCUACAUCGCCUUCCAGGACUACCUCUUCGAAAUGAUGCUGGUGGUGGAGGGCGUGAUGCUGAAAAAGCUGGACGSCACUCCCGGCUGCAAAAUCAGCCCUUCCCAGAUCCGGAAAUGCACSGAGAAAUUCCUGCUCUUCAUGAAGGAGCACUUCGAUAAACUCUUCUCCAAGAUGGAAGAAGUGCUGCUGCAGCUGGUGCUGAACAUCCCUAAGAACGUGCUGCUGCCCGAGGACAGGGUGCAUGAGCAAUAUUCCUACAGCAAGGAGGAAUUCCAGGCGCUGCAGGAGGAGCUGCAGCAGCUGCAGCAGCAGUGCAGGGCCGAGGCGGCCGCGGGGCAGGCGCUGCGAGCGGAGCUGGAGGAGCAGAAAGCUGUCAAGRCCGAGCUGGAGAAGAUUUUGCAGUGCUUUGAUGGGCUUGAGAACAUCUGCAGGGAGCACGGCGCCGGCAACUUCAAGGAAAGCUUUGCACUCCUGACACAGAGCUCUAAGAAACUGCAGGAUGUGCUCAGAGAUGUCGAGGAGAAGAGCAGAAAGAUGAAGCAGCACGAUCAGUUAGCGUAAUGGAAAUUCUGAGAAGGCAACAGAAGUCAUACAGAGAGCUUAAAGUUACAAGGGUUUAGCUUUCCUUUCUACGCUCAUCCUGCCAGGAUCUCGACUAAAAGCUGUAGAACUGCUACAGUUUCAAUCUCCCUCGGGUAGGAGGGGGGGAAAAAGACUUUAAAAUGUAACUCGGAUUUGUUAAAUUUGAGAAAAUUUUGGAUUGGGAUAACCUAGCAGUGGAGGUCCCUUCCCUGCCGCGUAGUGUUAUGUUUGAACACAAUGUAGCACUUGCCCUCUUUUAAGGGUUAUUAAAACGAAGCUUCACUAGGACUUGUGGGAAUGUGUAGGUCGUUUUUUCCAGCCUGAGGCUGGUGCAGGUAAUGGGGUCAGGAGGACAUGGAGGCUUUGCCAAUUGCCAAGGCGCUGCCUGGCCCUGGCUGUGGUGCCUUUCACUGUGUUUGGAAAGCCACCAGGGAGGAAGUGCGUGGAGAAGGAUGAUAGAGUGAUGCUGCUGACAAGGCUCUGAUGAGACCUGUUGGAAUCAAACCAAAUUUCAGCCCAAUUUGUGGAAUCUUGGGGCUCCUCACACUCCCUCCACCUGUGUUUGUGUUUCUCUCAGCACGGAGCUGCUGGUCCACAGAGCAGAAGCCUCUGGAGGAAACGAGCAAUUCCAUCACUAUGUCCUACUUCACCUUAUGUUGCUGUAUAUAUAUAUUUGUUACGUUUUAUUUUUGUUGCCCAGUGUCCUGUUUCUACUAAAUAGCAAAGUUCCUUGCAUUAAUCAGAUUUUCCUGUUAAAAUGUUACAAAGACUGAUAAGCUCUUAUAAGUGACUUAACCAACCUUAUUCUCUCUGUACUGAAUUAAAUAUCCCUGUCAGUCUGUGUAUCUUUCCACUGCAUUUUUUUAUCUUCUGUUUAGUCCUAUCAUUAAAUAUCAAUAAUAAUUUCUACUUUACUAGCAUAGAGGUUUAAAAGGCAAUUAACCCUGUGAGUCAUUUAGAGGUGAC